Messenger RNA from Drosophila takahashii, 1637 nucleotides. RefSeq names its product sarcoglycan alpha (gene Scgalpha). The record is from RefSeq and is a predicted model, not a curated record. NCBI's taxonomy places the organism in Eukaryota, Metazoa, Arthropoda, Insecta, Diptera, Drosophilidae. Gene Ontology annotation, molecular function: calcium ion binding. Gene Ontology annotation, cellular component: membrane; sarcoglycan complex.
CACACCAUAGGAAUUUUUCCUCUGGGCGGAAUAACAAUUUGUUUAUAGUCAAUUAAAAUGUGCUUGUGAAUUAACGAUAGAUAUAAAAACAAAAAUGAAGUUUUUCAACUUUAUAGUGGCCGUAUUAGCUUUAAUCUGCAAUGGCGUCGAAGCCAUUAAAUUGCAGGCAAAUGUGGGGGAGCUGUUUACCUAUAAAAUCGAACCGCAGCUCUUCAACUGGACCCACCAGGUGAUUAGCCAGCAAUUUCGGUACAGACCCUCCUUGAAGAACUACCCCGAUUUGCCCAGUUGGAUGAGAUAUAUGUAUAGUCAUGAGUACCAUGCCGGUUUCCUCUACGGAACUCCGCCGAAUUCGGCGGCUGGCAAGGAACUCAGUUUGGAUAUAGUGGCCCUGAAUCGCCAGAAUUACGAAACCCGACAUGUCGUCGUCUCGAUGUUCGUGGCCCAUAAGUUUCCCACUCCAAAUGUCGUGCAGAUGAAGAUCAACAACCUAAACUGGGUGCACCUAAUGGAUCCGGGUAGGGUGGAAGACUUACGCAACAUAUUCCGCAAUGAUUUGUGGCCAAAUAGCAAGGAGGAUUUGAGUGUGGUCUUUAUGGAGUCGGCUGUGAAUAUGGGAGGACGUCUUCCGCUGCGACCCCAGCAACGCGAGGGAGUCAUUGUCCAUGUGGGAAGCUUUGCCCAGUUCUCACCCCGACUUAUGGAGCUCCAGGAGGAAGUGCGUCCGCUAUAUAAACUCCCAUCCUGCACCUACAAGCGCACAUCGGUCCAAAAAAUCUUCGAAAAUGUGGGCUUCAAGCUGGACUGGUGCGCCUUUCGAAUGGUGGGCAUGGAAUCGCCCACCGAGAUCCUCUUCCACAGCGGCAAGCAGAACGAGCAGCAGGCGACGGAGGAUCAGAGGGAGCAGGAUCGAUGGAUGGGCAUCGCCAGGGAGGAUGUUCCCGAGCGCAAUUACAUCGAUGAAUUCGCCUUUGCCUUCGCCAUUCCGGGCAUGAUUUUCGCCAUUUUAAUCGGGAUGCUAUCGGCUGUUUUGUGCUUCCACCACGAGAAGUUUUCCGAUCCGCAUUCUGAGUUUUUCUUUGCCAACAUUUUCCACAUCUGCGAAGAGUCCUGUGCGCCAAGCGCGUCAAGCGAUUCUGGGGCGGAUGAUGGUUCAGAGAGCUCUUCAAACUCGGAUUAUCCCAUGUCAUCCACGGUUCAGAUGGUCCAGUGUUCGGAUAGCAAGUCGAAUCAACCCAUUACCACUUUGAAGAGCCUUAAGGACCCAAAUUUCCUUCUGGACAAUACUAGCAUUCGAUCUCACAGUCCCAACAACAGCUUUUACCAGUUGGACUGCGGCACCUCGAGCAUUUAUGCCCGGCCCAAGCCACCACCUUAUAAGGGCGGCACCUUGGGACGGAAUGGCGUGGAUAUUUGACAAACAUCUCCCCGAGUUCUCUACUGCUGAAGGGCAUUAAAUCGGAACGAAGGAAAUCUCAAUAAGCAAUAUCGAGGAGCGUUAUAUCAAUUGCAUAAAUACUCACACCUGCCGAACUAGACGAACCAUAUCGUAAUUAUCAAUUUAUACACAUACGCAAGCAUGAAACUAGCCAAUUUAGUUUGCCAUUUAAGAGUGAAGGUUAUGAAAUAAAGGAUCG